Aspergillus nidulans FGSC A4 is the source of this 1304-nucleotide messenger RNA. Its product is annotated as alkene reductase. The record is from RefSeq and is a predicted model, not a curated record. Bases 165 to 1304 code for a protein of 379 amino acids. NCBI's taxonomy places the organism in Eukaryota, Fungi, Ascomycota, Eurotiomycetes, Eurotiales, Aspergillaceae. The transcript has a single exon. Gene Ontology annotation, molecular function: oxidoreductase activity; FMN binding.
GUAUAUAUUCUGUCCGUCUUGCUCAGAAUGUCUCGUAGUCUCCAAUCUUCCCUAAAACUACACCACACUACUCUACACAACUUUACAUUACUACAUACUUAACUCCUGCUCCUAUUCUUCUUGCUCUUCCUAUUUUCCCUCCUGCCUGCUCUUGUAACAACACAAUGGACUCCUCCAAACUCUUCACCCCACUCAAGGUGGGCAACAUCCAGCUCGCCCACCGCAUUACCCUCCCCCCAAUGACACGAUUUCGCGUCGACGAAGGCCAUAUUCCCCAAGACCAGGUCGCCGAGUACUACGCGCAGCGCGCCGCGGUCCCCGGCACCCUGCUCAUCACCGAAGCAACGCUCAUCUCGACACGGCCGGGCGUGUAUACGCACGUCCCGGGCCUCUGGAGCAAGGAGCAGAUCGCGCAGUGGCGCAAGGUCACGGACGCCGUGCAUGCCAAGGGCUCCUUCAUCUACAAUCAACUGUGGGCGCUUGGGCGAGUCGCUGACCCCGAGGCUACGAAGAAAGAGCACGGCGGGUCUGAGGGACGGGUGAUUGCGCCGUCCGCUGUGCCGCUUGAUCCAAGUGGGGAGCCUCCCAAGGAGAUGAGCGAGGAGGACAUUGCGGGUGUGAUUCAGGAUUUCGCAACGGCGGCCAAAAACGCUAUCGAGGCUGGGUUCGAUGGCGUUGAGAUCCAUGGCGCGAACGGGUACCUCGUUGACCAGUUCAUCCAAAAGGCCGCGAACAAGCGGAGUGACCGGUGGGGUGGCAGCGUAGAGAACCGUGCGCGCUUCCCACUGGAAGUGAUCCGAGCUGUUGUCGAUGCGAUUGGCGCUGAGCGCACAGCGAUUCGAUACAGCCCGUGGAGCACGUUUCAGGGAAUGGGGGUUGAUCCGGACGAAGAGCAGAUUGCGCAGUUUGCGUACCUCGCAAAGAAGACGGCCGAAUUCAAGCUUGCGUUUGUGCAUCUUGUUGAGGGACGGAUUGCAGGCAAUACCGAGACGGAUGAGAACGGGGGCCGGAACCUGCAUUUCUUCUUUGAUGCGUACGGGCGUGCUGGCCCGAUUAUGGUCGCCGGUGGGUAUGUCGGCGAGACUGCGCGAGAAGCUGCGGAUGUCCAGUACAAGGACUACGAUGUGAUGAUCGCCAUCGGGAGGCCAUGGACCGCGAACCCGGACCUUCCCUUCAAGGUUAAGAAGGGGAUCCCGUUGCGGCCGUAUGAGAGGGAGCACUUCUAUACCGUGCGCAGCCCGAAGGGAUACAUUGAUUACGACUUUAGCGAGGAGUUCAAGGCUGCCACUGGAACUCGGCUGUGA